AUGGCUUGUGUUCAAGUUAUCACAGUUCUUCUCCUUGCAUUAGCCCUAGCUAAAAUUGACCCCUCAACAUGCCAAACGGUGCAGGGCAAAGUCUCCUGCGUUGACUGCACUCUUAACUAUGACUUAUCAGAUGUAAAGGUUUCAGUGAAGUGUGAUGGUGUGAAAAAACUGGCUGUGGCUACCACAGAAAAUGAUGGCUCCUUCAAGGUUGACCUUCCCUCAGACCACACCAGACCUUCUCAGAAUUGCCUUGCAAAACUACUAGGUGGGCCAGUUCAGCUUUAUGCUUCGGGGAAAGGCCAAGUAUCCCAUAUUAUCAAGGGCAAAGAGCAAAACAGCUACACCAUCUCCACUCCUCUUAGUUUCAGGACAUCAUGCCCUCAAAACACAACUUGCAAGGGUGGGAUAAAGGUUGGUUCUUCCAAAACCGUGGAUCUUCCUCUGCCUCCAGAGUGGGGUUUGGCACCAAGUAGCUAUUAUGUUCCUUUCUUCCCUAUCAUUGGAAUACCUUGA
Molecule: messenger RNA, 513 nt
Organism: Sphenostylis stenocarpa
Lineage: Eukaryota; Viridiplantae; Streptophyta; Magnoliopsida; Fabales; Fabaceae
Source: the annotation of a GenBank genome assembly